This is a messenger RNA of Protopolystoma xenopodis, 555 nucleotides long. The record is from the annotation of a GenBank genome assembly. NCBI's taxonomy places the organism in Eukaryota, Metazoa, Platyhelminthes, Monogenea, Polystomatidea, Polystomatidae.
AUGGGUGGGCUGUUGCCAUGGCGCCGACAGGUGUUGCUGAUUUGGGUCUUCUUCACUGGCCUCGUUUCUGUGGAAUUAACCGUCGCUUCAUUGCAGGACAAGACGACGCCGGGACAUACGCGAGAGUUGUAUCAAGCGAGACAUCUGUUUUUCGACCCAAGUCAACCCGCCUAUCUGCCUCGAACCAACGAGGACCAUAAGACAUCAACGCUCCUUCGUCCACCCAUACUGGAUCCUCAUGUGAUUCCUUCGUCGAGGAAGUCGACCCAGCAUGACACACCUCUGGAGGCGAAACAGAACCCACCCAGCCCUGACAGCCAGGCGAAGGGAGCGGCGGGUAGACAGGACGGACAAGUUGCAGAGCCCUCUUCGGAGGAGGAGGCUGAAUUUAGCCUCGAUCAGCUUUGGGUGAAUCAUCCGCCUGGGAACAUUCUGGGCGGAUGGAAUCCGGACCCUCCCGAGAGUCAUAGCAAAGUUGUUGUCAUGGUGAUAUGCGUAGACCUGAUGAAGACAUUGAAUUUCAAAUGGUCUCGUCUCUCAAAAGGUUGGCUGUAG